Aphanomyces astaci is the source of this 2338-nucleotide messenger RNA. RefSeq lists its product as hypothetical. Lineage: Eukaryota; Oomycota; Saprolegniomycetes; Saprolegniales; Verrucalvaceae. Gene Ontology annotation, molecular function: thioredoxin-disulfide reductase (NADPH) activity; glutathione-disulfide reductase (NADPH) activity; flavin adenine dinucleotide binding. The record is from RefSeq and is a predicted model, not a curated record. Gene Ontology annotation, biological process: cellular response to oxidative stress; cell redox homeostasis; glutathione metabolic process. Gene Ontology annotation, cellular component: cytosol; mitochondrion. Bases 23 to 1951 code for a protein of 642 amino acids. The transcript is spliced from 2 exons.
AGACUUUGCUGUCUGCCCCGUCAUGCACAGGCACUCAUUUCGCAUUUCGACUUGUCGUCGGAUCACGUCAUCUCUCUGGACAUCGUCAGCGCCGUCUCGCCGUCAAAGCAGCAGCAGCCGCGCCAACAUGUCUUCUGUCAACUACCACGUAGUGGGGUGGAAACAAUGCCCGUACUACGUCAAGGCGGCAAGCGUCGCGUCGUCGAUGCAGCAUUUGUUUCCGUCGCAAGUCAAGGCCACGAUCCAUGAACAUCCGAACAAGGAGUCGUUUGUGAACUGGCUGAACGAAUCGCAAACGGAGUUUGCCCACCAAUUCGACAACGACGCGCGCCCGUUGAAGCACAAGUCGUCGCCGUUUUGCUACUUGGAACAGGACGAUACCCCUAAGUUUGUCGGUGGGUGCGACGACACCCUCGCGUUCUUCCGCGCUCGCACGCAAAGUGCCCCGUCUGCUCCCGCCUCAUCUGCGUCGAUCCAUGCGAACGACACGUCGGAUGCCGACGUCAAGUACGACUGGGACUUGGUCGUGAUCGGCGGCGGGUCUGGCGGUCUCGCGUGCUCGAAGGAAGCAUCCAAGCUCGGCCAGAAGGUGCUCGUGCUGGACUACGUCAAGCCUUCCCCUGUCGGGUCGACGUGGGGCCUUGGCGGGACCUGCGUGAACGUCGGGUGCAUCCCGAAAAAGCUGAUGCACCAGAGCUCCAUCAUUGGCGAAAUUCUGCACAAAGAUGCCGACCAAUUUGGCUGGAGCGUGUCGAACGCGACGUUUGAUUGGUCAAAAUUAGUGUCAUCUGUUCAAGACUACAUUCACGGGUUGAACUUCAAGUACCGCGUGGAUUUGCGCGACAAGAAGGUCAAGUAUGAAAACAUGCUGGGGACGUUCAAGGACGCGCACACGUUGACCUUGACCAACGACGCCAAGAAGAAGGGCCCUACGGACGUGACGUUUCGCCGCGCCGUGAUCGCCGUGGGCGGCCGCCCCAAGCCAUUGAGCUGCCCGGGAUGGGAGCAUGCGCUGUCGAGCGACGAUAUCUUCUCCAAGCCAGACGCUCCGGGCAAGACGUUGGUCGUGGGGGCGUCGUACGUGGCGUUGGAGUGCGCGGGGUUCUUGAAGGGCCAAGGGUUUGACGUCACCAUCAUGGUGCGUUCCAUCUUACUGCGCGGGUUUGACCAAGACAUUGCGCGCCGCAUCGGCGAGUACAUGGAGUCGGAGAGCGGCAUCGCGUUCAUCAAGGAGUCGGUGCCCACGUCCAUCGUAAAGCUCGAAAACGGGCAGUUCCAGGUCACGCACACCACAGGCCAAGACGUGUACGACACGAUUCUCAACGCCACGGGUCGAUCUCCAGACGUGCAAAAGCUCAACUUGGACGCGGCGGGCGUGGCCUUGAACCCCAAGUCUGGCCGCAUCCACGUAGUUAACGAGCAGACGUCCACGCCCAACAUUUACGCGCUGGGGGACGUGAUCGACGCGCCGGAACUCACGCCCGUGGCCAUCCAGGCGGGCAAGCUGCUGUCCCGUCGGCUGUUUGGCAACGGCACGACGCUGAUGGACUACACCAAGAUCUGCACGGCCGUGUUUACGCCGGUCGAGUACGGGUGCUGUGGGUUGUCGGAGGAGGAUGCGAUUGCAAGCGCCGGCCGGGAAAACGUCGAGGUGUACCACCAGAACUUUACGCCGCUCGAGUGGAGCUUGUCGCAUGAUCGUCCGCUGGCCAAGGAGUGCUACGCCAAGCUGAUUGUCGACACGACGCAGCAGAAGCGCGUACUUGGGUUCCAUUACUUGGGCCCGAAUGCCGGCGAAGUCACGCAGGCGAUUGGGAUUGCGAUCAAGCUCAACGCCACGUACGACGACUUUAUCAACACUGUGGGUAUCCACCCUACGACGGCCGAGAUCUUUACGACGCUGGAAAUCACCAAGGAAAGCGGGGUCGACGCGUCGGCGUCGGGCUGCUGAGGCUAAGCCCCUUCUUUGCCGCUGCCUGUUGAGAUGAUGAUAUGCGGAUCGACAGGCAGCGGAAGAAGGGAGAGGAAGCCCCUCGUGUGCGUACAAAUGGUGUGGAAAGCUGCUGCUGUUGUGUGGAGCGGGAAAUAGAUGAAGCGGGGACAACAUGCUUUGAUGGACCUGGCGACGGAGAAAUCCCGUGACGUGGCAAGUUGUGGUCGCAUGACGUUUGCUUUUGGAAGCCCUCACUCGGGGUGAAAGCAAACCGACAGACGACAACGCGGCAUAGUCGGGAGCUGCACUGAGUAACUAGUUGGUGCAGCUCAUGUGGCUGGCUGCCGGAAGGAGUUGAAGCACACUGUAUAAGUUGAAUAAUGAACAAGUGAUUUUGACUUUUCA